Molecule: messenger RNA, 4083 nt
Organism: Drosophila gunungcola (fruit fly)
Lineage: Eukaryota; Metazoa; Arthropoda; Insecta; Diptera; Drosophilidae
Gene: Cand1
Product: cullin-associated NEDD8-dissociated protein 1
Exons: 8
Coding region: 209-3958 (1249 amino acids)
Biological process (GO): protein ubiquitination; SCF complex assembly
Cellular component (GO): nucleus
Source: RefSeq, a predicted model, not a curated record
UUAUUACUGCAAUCUGGCCCCAUUAAUGCAGCCUUUAUAACAAAAUUGCUUUGAGUGAAGUGAAUAUAAAACUUGGAGAUAAUAAGCCGGAAAAAUUGUAGUACACCGUCAAGUUUCCCAACGACAAAAAUAGGGCAACCCUAAACAAAUAUUCUAUAUAUUUCUUAUCACUUGAUUGCAACCAAGCCAACGUUUCAAAGGCUUCGCUAUGGCGUCACAUCAGUACCAUCAAAUUGCGAAUCUGCUGGAAAAAAUGACGUCGACGGACAAGGAUUUCCGUUUCAUGGCGACAAACGACCUGAUGACGGAGCUACAGAAGGAUAGCAUUAUUCUGGACGACGAGUCGGAGAAGAAAGUGGUGCGAAUGGUGCUCAAACUGCUGGAGGACAAGAACGGCGAGGUGCAGAACUUGGCGGUAAAGUGCCUGGGCCCGCUGGUCAACAAGGUGAAGGAGAUCCAGGUGGAGACCAUUGUGGAUUCGCUGUGCGCCAACAUGAUGUCGAACACGGAGCAGCUGCGCGACAUAUCGAGCAUCGGCUUGAAGACAGUAAUUGCCGAGCUGCCGCAGUCCUCCAACUCCCUGGCCCCAAAUGUCUGCCAACGGAUCACCGGCAAGCUGAGCACGGCCAUUGAAAAGGAGGAUGUCUCUGUGAAACUGGAGUCGCUGGACAUACUGGCCGACUUGCUCUCUCGCUUCGGCGAAUUCCUGGUCCCCUUCCACAGCACCAUCCUGAAGGCCCUGAUGCCCCAGCUGGCCUCUUCGCGCCAGGCCGUUCGCAAGCGCACCAUCGUAGCCCUCUCCUUUCUGCUGAUACAGGCCAACAGCAACGCCUACAACGGCGUCAUUGACCACCUGCUCGAUGGUCUCGAGAACCCACCCAACCCUGCUGCCAUUCGAACGUACAUUCAGUGCCUGGCUUCGAUUUGUCGACAGGCUGGCCAUCGGCUGUGUAAUCACAUUGACCGCUCUAUGCUGCUGCUGAGCCAAUACAGCCAGCGGGAUGACGACGAGUUGCGCGAGUUUUGCCUGCAGGCGUGCGAAGCAUUCGUUAUGCGUUGCCCAGAUGCCAUAAAUCCGCACAUUCCAAUGAUUUUGGAGCUGUGCCUCAAAUAUAUCACCUACGAUCCAAACUACAACUACGAGACUGAUGAUGGCGAUACUGGCAACGCCAUGGACACGGAGGACGAUGAGUAUGUGGACAGCGAGGAGUACAGCGACGACGACGACAUGAGCUGGAAGGUUCGUCGUGCUGCAGCCAAGUGCUUGGAGGUUUUGAUUUCCACACGCCAGGAGCUCAUCGAGGACUUCUAUCGCAGCUUGAGUCCGGCCUUGAUUGCGCGCUUCAAGGAGCGCGAGGAGAACGUUAAGUCCGACAUAUUCCACGCGUAUGUGGCCCUGCUGAAGAACACUCGCCUGAGCGACGACGUGGCCAACGAUCCCGACUCCAUGGAUCAGGUGUCGGGGCCGACGUCGCUGCUAAUUGAGCAGCUACCACUUAUCGUGAAAGCCAUACAGCCGCUGAUGCGGGAAAAAUCGAUGAAGACGCGCCAAGACUGCUUCCUCUUGCUGCGUGAGCUGUUGAACUCGCUGCCAGGCGCCCUGGGUCCCUACCUGGAGAGCAUUGUGCCCGGCAUAAGCUAUUCGCUGAAUGACAAGAGUUCGACCAGCAACAUGAAGAUCGAAUCGCUGGGAUUCCUGUACUCCCUGCUCCAAGGACAUCCGCCGCACGCCUUUCACCCACACAUACCCUCGCUGGUGCCCCUGGUGGUGACUUCGGUGUUCGAUCCGUUCUAUAAGAUCGCCACCGAGGCACUCUUGGUGUUGCAACAGUUGGUGAAGGUGAUUCGACCAUUGGAGGCGAACGCUGCCAAGUCGGACUUUGAUGCACCCUCCUUCGUGGGACCGGUUUACUCGUGCACCCUGCAGAAACUGAAGGUCACGGAUGUCGACCAGGAGGUGAAGGAGCGAGCCAUCGCCUGCAUGGGCCAGAUAAUCGCUAACAUGGGCGACAUGCUGCAGAACGAACUGGCGGUUUGCCUGCCCAUAUUCAUGGAGCGCUUGAAGAACGAAGUGACCAGGCUGAGCAGCGUAAAGGCCCUGACCCUCAUCGCAGCAUCUUCCCUGCGCAUAGAUCUGACUCCAAUCCUGCACGACGUGCUGCCCGCACUGGGCACGUUCCUGCGAAAGAACCACCGCGCCCUGAAGCUGCACUCUCUGGAUCUCAUCAACAAGAUCGUCAUCAACUAUUCGAGCAACUUUGAGGCGAAUCUUCUGCAGACGGCCAUCGUUGAGAUUCCGCCGCUUAUAUCGGAUUCCGACUUGCACGUGGCGCAGUACUCACUGACGCUAUUGAGCACUGUGGCUCGCAGGCAGCCCCAAGCAUUGGUCGGCAUACAUGAGCAGUUCCUGCGAUCAGUGCUCAUUUUGGUUCGAUCUCCUUUGCUGCAGGGUUCUGCAUUGAAUUGCACCUUGGAGCUUUUCCAGGCCUUGGUGCAAACACAGCUGUCCGGUUUGGACUACCAUUCGCUGGUGUCGAAGCUAAUGGCACCUGUUUUGGCCGGCAACGGUGACGCCAACUCUAGAGCCACAGCCACAGGGGCUUCCAGUGAGGUGGUGCAGCUGCACAAGCAGGCAUAUCACUCGUCGGCCAAGUGCAUCGCGGCCCUGACCCAACAGUGUCCCCAGGUGGCUACCCCGUUGGCCACAAAGCUGAUCACGGAUCUGCAGAAGCGCAACGAUACGGAAAUUAUCUUCUGUUUGCUCACGAUCGGAGAGAUUGGCAGGCACUUUGACCUGAGCUCGAUACAGGUGCUGCCGCAGACCAUUAUCGAAUGUUUUGGGGCCACCUCGGAAGAUGUAAAGGCGGCCGCAUCCCAUGCCCUCGGUGCGGUGUGCGUGGGCAGUCUGCAAACAUACCUGCCUCUGAUUCUCAACGAGAUCGAGGUGCAGCCCAAGAGGCAGUACUUGCUGCUCCAUUCGCUGAAGGAGGUCAUAUCGUCGCUGUCGGUGUCGCCCAGCGGUCUGGCUCAGCUUCUGCCCUCGGUGCCAUCCAUUUGGAGCCAGCUUUUCAAGCACUGCGAGUGCUCGGAGGAGGGAUCGCGCAACGUGGUGGCCGAGUGCCUCGGCAAACUGGUGCUGGUCAAUCCCGACGAGCUGCUGCCACAGCUGCAGCAAGCCUUGCGCUCCGAGAGCGCCACCAUGCGCACCGUGGUGGUCUCCUCCGUGAAGUUCACCAUCUCCGACCAGCCGCAGCCCAUAGAUGUGCUGCUUAAGCAGAACAUUGGCGAGUUCCUCUUCGCCCUGCGUGAUCCGGAGCCACAGGUGCGGCGCGUCGCCCUCGUGGCCUUCAACUCGGCGGUGCACAACAAGCCCAGCUUGGUGCGCGACCUGCUGCCCACCCUCUUGCCUUGGCUGUACUCGGAGACGAAGGUGAAGAGCGAGCUCAUCAGGGAGGUGGAGAUGGGCCCCUUCAAGCACACCGUGGACGACGGUCUCGACAUCCGCAAGGCGGCAUUUGAGUGCAUGUACACACUUCUCGAGCAGGGCUUGGAUCGUGUGGAUGUCAUGCAGUUCUUGGACCAUGUGCAGGCUGGUCUCUGCGACCACUACGACAUCAAGAUGCUGACGUACCUGAUGACGGCACGUCUGGCUAUUUUGUGUCCGGAUAAGGUCCUCCUAAGACUCGAUCAAUUUAUACAGCAACUACGUGAUACGUGCACCCACAAGGUGAAGGCAAACUCUGUGAAACAGGAGUACGAAAAGCAAGACGAACUGAAGCGUUCUGCCCUUCGUGCAGUGUCGGCCCUUUCGCAAAUACCCAAAGCAAACAAAAAUCAGCAAUUAGUGGAUUUCCUCAAGUCGAUCAAGGAGACUCCAGAGUUGAGCAAGAUCUACGAUUACAUACAGAAGGAUUCCAUCACCGGUAGCGCAGAUAUUAUUGUAAUGGAUCAAAGCUAAAAGGGAAACUUGGUUUUCUAAUUCCUUUACUUAAAUAAGAAUAUGCGUGUGCGCACAAACAAGUAUCUCUUUUCUGAUAUAGCUUUUAGAUUUUCUAAUAAGAAAUAAAUGCAGAUCGACUUGAA